Messenger RNA from Durusdinium trenchii, 963 nucleotides. The record is from the annotation of a GenBank genome assembly. NCBI's taxonomy places the organism in Eukaryota, Dinophyceae, Suessiales, Symbiodiniaceae.
AUGAAUAGUGAUGAGCCACUGCAGGAGCCAAGCGAUUUGGCCCACGGCCGCACAAUCCGCGCGCCACCGAGAAAUGAUGCAACAGAGGAGGAGCUUGUAGAUGAGGAGUGGCACGCGUUGGUCGAACCUCGGCUCAAUGUGCUCAACACUUGGGCCAAGUUAUUUGGUGCGGAGAUCGAGAGGUGCGGAGAUCGUCCGUGCUUCGCUGAGGACGAGCAGAUGUCCAAGUCUCCUCGAAGCGCUCACUGGCAGCUGCGUGAGGACCGGCGCUUCGCACGACUGCAGAGGGCCUGGGAGCAGGAUCGGCUCAGAGACAUGGAGGCCAAGUAUCAGCAGAAUGCGCCGGAGUACGAACGCUCCGAAGUGCCGCUCCGGCCGGGCGGCGUGGAGCCACCCUUCUCGCAGCGACGGCAGCAAGAGAUCCUGGAGGAGUUCCAGAGGCAGAAGGACCUGCAGGUAGAGAAGGAAGAGCAGGAGGAGCGCGAGCGUUUGCAACAAGAACGACAAAGGCAGAAGGAGGAGCGGCGACAACAACGACGCGACAGUCGAACGCGGAACGCCACACGGCAGGCUCGGCAGGCGGGCACCGCUACGACCACUUCUACACCGGUACCAUUUGUUCUGGCAAGGCUGGCGAUGAAGAUCUCCAGGCUCUUCCGCCGCGCGGAGGUGGCCGCGGCACAGGACGAGGCCGCCGGUCACGCGGCGGAGGCGUGGAACUUGGAGGAGGUGCACAUUCAGCGGCCGCGGCCGGCGGUCUCCACAGCGGGGCAAGUGAAGAUGCUGGUGGAGCAGGUGGAGGAGGUCCUGGCCUCCAGCGCCGACGGUCCCGACCUCGCGCGGCGGCGGAUCUUCCGGGAGCUGCAGCGCACGUUGCACCCGGACAAGAAUGAUGGGAUCGAAGCCUACAAGCUGGCAUUCCAACAUUUGAUGAACCGGCGGCGCGGUUACUUGCAAGAGUAG